Molecule: messenger RNA, 4691 nt
Organism: Epinephelus lanceolatus (giant grouper)
Lineage: Eukaryota; Metazoa; Chordata; Actinopteri; Perciformes; Serranidae
Gene: kirrel1a
Product: kirre like nephrin family adhesion molecule 1a
Biological process (GO): cell-cell adhesion
Cellular component (GO): plasma membrane; cell-cell junction
Molecular function (GO): cell adhesion molecule binding
Source: RefSeq, a predicted model, not a curated record
UGGAAGUUUCCUGUGUGGUAGCUGCUAGCUUACCACCUCAGUGUAGAGUAGAAAACGGACUGUCGCUGGAGAGCAAAGAAGAGGAGAGGGGUGAAAAAAGCAGUGAAAUGGUGUAAAAGCUGAGCAAGUCCAACCCGAGUCAGGGGACAAACGAGGAGGGACGACGCAGGAGGAUUAUUGUUCUUUGUCUAAUUAUUAUUAAAGUCAGUAAACUCCCGCUUUUUGAUGCUGUCCUCACGGAGGUUUGAGCCAAUAACGGACUUAUUGGUCGGCUGAACCAUGCAGAGGCUGCUGCUCCUGAGUUUGGUGUUGAGUUUUCAAACUGUCUCUCCAGUGUGGACGGCGAGGUUCUCUCAGGAGCCGGCAGACCAGUCGGUGGUGCGGGGCCAGAGGGUGAUCCUGUCCUGUGUUGUCUUCAACUACUCAGGCAUUGUUCAGUGGACCAAAGAUGGCCUGGCUCUGGGCAUCGGAGAGGACCUCCGGGCCUGGCCCAGAUACCGCGUUCUGCGCGUGCAGGAGUUGGGCCAGUACAACCUGGAGAUCCUGUCAGCUGAUCUGUCUGAUGACUCUCUGUACGAGUGCCAGGCCCCUGAUGCCGCCCUGAGGUCCAGGAGGGCCAAACUCACUGUCCUCAUCCCCCCAGAUGACCCGGUGAUCGAUGGGGGUCCGGAGGUGUUGCUGAAUGCGGGGGAGUCCUACAACCUGAGCUGUGUGUCGAGAGGGGCCAAACCACCUUCUAUGAUCGAGUGGCUUAAAGAUGGUCUGCCUGUGGAGGGGGCUGCCAGUACCACUGAAGUGCUUCCAGACAGGAAGAGGGUGACCACACGUAGCUAUCUGCCCAUCCAGCCUGUCGACACUGACACUGGGAGGAACUACAGCUGUGUGGCCACCAACCUGGCUGUUCCUACUGGCAAAAGCACAACUGUCACCCUCAACGUACACCAUCCACCCACAGUGACCUUGUCCAUUGAGCCUCGCUCUGUCCUGGAGGGGGACAGAGUCACCUUCACCUGCCAGGCUCACGCCAACCCUCCUAUUAUGGGCUACAGGUGGGCUAAGGGGGGCGUGGUGCUUCAGGGUGCCAGGGAGAGUGUGUUCACAACCAAGGCCGACCACUCCUUCUUCACCGAGCCUGUCUCCUGUCUGGUUUUCAAUGCUGUGGGAAAGACCAACGUCAGCAUCCUGGUGGACGUUCACUUCGGUCCAAUUCUGUUGGUGGAGCCGCAGCCAAAAACUGUAGACGUUGACUCCGAUGUCACCCUCAACUGCAAAUGGGCUGGAAACCCUCCGCUCACGCUCACCUGGUUCAAAAAGGGUUCAAACAUGGUUCUGAGUAACAGCAACCAGCUGUAUCUGAAGUCGGUGAGCCAGGCGGAUGCAGGCCAGUAUGUAUGUAAGGCCAUCGUCCCACGGAUUGGAGUAGGAGAGACUGAGGUCACGCUCACCGUCAACGGUCCUCCCAUCAUCUCCAGUGAUCCAGUCCAAUAUGCAGUGAGAGGGGAGAGAGGAGAGGUGAAAUGCUACAUAGCCAGCACACCUCCUCCAGAUAAGAUUGUGUGGGCGUGGAAGGAGAAUGUGUGGGAGAAGGAAAAGGGGACGCUGCUGGAGAGGUACACAGUGGAGCAGAGCAAACCAUCAGCGGAGGGCGGGGGCGUCCUCUCUACCCUCACCAUCAACAACGUGAUGGAGUCUGACUUCCUGUCCACCUACAACUGCACGGCUUGGAACUCGUUUGGCCCAGGCACCAUGAUCAUCACGCUGGAGGAGACCGAGGAAGUCCCAGUGGGGAUAAUAGCUGGUGGGACAGUGGGCUCUACCAUCCUCCUGUUCAUUUUUCUACUGGUCCUCGUUCUGAUCUUCUACCGGCAGCGCAAAGGCAGUCGGCGUGGGGUCACGCUGGGUAAGCCCGACAUCAAGGUGGAGACGAUAAACAAGGAGACCCACAGCUUGGAGGAGGACUCCGGCAGCGUGUCCACGGCUUCGCGCAUGGUCAAGGCCAUGUACUCGUUUCUCCCCUCUGUGUCCUUCUCUCCUUCCAAUCAGCCCUUUAAAGAUGACAUAGAGCUCAAGUCUGACCUCCGCAGUGACACCCUGGACACCCGCCAGGAGUAUGACCUUAAGGACCCCACCAAUGGCUACUACAAUGUGCGAGCCUCCACCCAUGAUGAAGGCCGCCCGGCCUCCCGCUCCACCUUGCACUAUUCUGACUACCGCUCCCCUGCAGGAACACCAGGGGGAGCUGCAUCUAUAAGCAGCAGUGCCGGAGGCUCAGGGGCCACAGCCAGUGGAGGAGCCCCUGGUCCCCCUGGCCCCCUCACCUCCCCUGGCCGCCCCCAGGCCUGUUACGACCCCCGGCCCCCCUCUAGACUUUCCCACAUCAGCUACGCCCAGUUCAACACCUUCACGCGUGCGGGCCAGAGCCAGCAGCCCCCGCCUAACCCUGCCCCCGUGGCCAGCGACUUCCCAGGAGACUGCAGCCUCCUGGACUCCACUUCCCAGCUGGCCUACGACAACUACGGAUACCCCUCGCAUUACCAGACCUACCGCAUGGGUUUCGCCCCGUCCAGCCUGGCCCCGUUGGAGGCUGGGCCAUCCUAUGAAAUGUACGGGGUGGGAUCUGGGGUGGGACCUGGGGUGGGACCCGGGGUUGGGAGCCCCGGGGUCGGUGUGGGUCCCGGGGGUCCCGCUCCCUCGGGAUCAGAGACUGGACUAGGGAAGUACGGCAGCUCCACUCGCUUCUCCUACACCUCGCAACACUCUGACUACUCCCACAGCCGACACACACAGAGGAUGCAGACUCACGUGUGAGACAGAGAGACGCAUAAACACCUCACAGUCUUAGCAGAGCAUGAGGAAGCAUCUUAUAAAUAGUGUCACAUCUAAACACACACACAGCCAUAGAUUUACACGCACACAUUUUCGCACACGAACACGCCCUACUGAACACGACUACAGAAAAACCAUCACACACACACACGCACAGAGUCAGAAGACCAUGCCCAUGAGACAGGGAGGGUAUGAGAAACACAGAGAGAGAGAAAGAGACGAGUGGAAAAGAGGGAGUUUUAGUGAAACAGGGAAGGGAAAUUCCACACAGUUUUGAAUUCCCUCACUCCCGAUGUGUUUGUAUAUCUGAGCUCUGAAAGAGCGGGCGGCGCAAGUCACAAUCAAGACUGGGAAAAGAGCAAGAACCAGAGAGAGGACAAAAGAUCACAGAUCUUCGGAGCCCCAUAGCUUUUGCUAUGAACUGACUUUGUAAAUGAUGAGAGAGAACGUCUUAAGGCAAAACUGGCUGACUGUCAAAUAUGGUACACGCCGAUCGGGAGAAACCUCAACCAGUGGAAGUCAUUUCUGGCCGCCAUUUUAUAAAUUUUUUUGCUGGUUGUCUUAUUCAGUGAUCAUAGAGCACAUAUAUAUAGCAUCCCAGAAUGCCCUUGUGUACAGUGGUACAUGCCAUCAUGCCUGUUAGACGGCGUGCGGGAGUAUGUUGGGGGCCGGGGUGGGGUCGGGAGGGUUGUCAUCAUUUUGCACUGCAUUGACAGUAUUCAUGCUUAGACGUCCCUUAUCUAUAUCUGUGUAAUGUCUUUUUAUUUGCACACCAGACUAGAGCUUUGUAUUCUAUUUUUUAACAUUACAGAAUUAUUUUUGUCAAUGUAAAACAUGUAAUGUGUAUGUAUGGACCAAAAGUUUGAGCCCACUUUAACUCGGGCGUUCGCCUGGGUGAUUCCACUGAGACAGGAGUGAAAAGUUGUGUCAACAGCAGAGCCUGAAUUCAGAAGGGUGUAUCAGUGUACAAAAGAAACCUAGUGCCAAGUCUUCAUGUUGUUCUUCACCUUAGACCAUGUAUAUGCAGUAGAAGCUCCUUCUAUUGGUGACUGUUGCUUUACAAACCAGGCUUGGGGCCUUGAGUUAUUCCCAGACAUUUUCGUAGGCUGGAGCCUUUUUCUCAGAGCUCCUAACUACAAGCUUGGUGCAGACAGAGAGAGAGAAAAACACAGAUGUUGGGUUUAGAACUGAGUGGCCUUAUAGGGGAACAUGUCGUACAUUUCCAUUUUGAAUCAUUCCUUAUCGUCUGUCUGCCAAAACGGCCGGAGGAGAAUGUGUAUGGAGAGGUUCAAUGAAGGCUUGUCCACAAUAUUGACAUGUAGUAGUGUAUGACUGCGAGUGAGUGGGUGUGCGAGUGUGUGAGAGAGAGAGAGAGAGAGAGAGAUCAAGAGGGAGUGUGUGGGCAUUGGCGCGCACAUCGAUUUGUACAGUGUGUUUGUAUAGAUGUGUGAAUGACUGCGCGUGGAUGGGAAGCAUACUGUAAACACGCAGCGCCCAACUCGAGCGCGCGCGUGGCUAUUGUAUGCAUGUCCGUGUGUAUACAGUAUGCGUGCGUGUGUGCAUGUCUGUGUCUAAGUGUGCGGGUGUGUGUUUCAGUAUAUGUCCAUAUCAUUUCUCUCACAAUCCUGUUACAGUACUUUUAUACCUCUGGUAGGACUGUAUCCUGUAUUAUUGUGUCUUUGAAUUUAGAAAAAUCCAAUGUUUAUCUUAAUGUACUGUUCUUCGUAGCAGAGACAACUGUUCAAAAGAUGUACAACGAACGUUAUCAAACUCUCAUUUUUUAAUUUCAUUAUCUUCAAUAUUUUUUAAAAAUGGUAUGUAAUUAUUUUUCCACAGUAUUACAUAAAUAAAAGCACUGUUUUUUA